Molecule: messenger RNA, 5665 nt
Organism: Malaclemys terrapin pileata
Lineage: Eukaryota; Metazoa; Chordata; Testudines; Emydidae
Gene: NRAP
Product: nebulin related anchoring protein
Exons: 41
Coding region: 168-5276 (1702 amino acids)
Biological process (GO): cardiac muscle thin filament assembly
Cellular component (GO): Z disc
Molecular function (GO): actin filament binding
Source: RefSeq, a predicted model, not a curated record
CAGCAAAAGGGAGUGAGAACUUCGAUUCAGAACUUUAAUGUGAUCCUGGACUGCAGAGCAAAAGGGCUUGAUUGGGCUGUUUGGAGUGUGUUACAUACGGACUGGAAAGUCUUCAAACCUUUUGUGUAUAUAUAGAUAUAUAUAUUCUUCACUCUGUUGAUUUCAAGAUGAAUGUGCAGCCUUGUGCUAGAUGCGGCUUUGGGGUUUACUCUGCUGAGAAGAUUAACUGUAUAGAUCAGACAUGGCACAAAGCCUGUUUUCACUGUGAAGUCUGCAAGAUGAUGCUAACUGUAAAUAACUUUAUCAGCUAUCAGAAAAAGCCUUACUGUCAAGCCCAUAACCCAAAAAACAACACAUUCACAAGCAUAUAUGAGACACCAGUAAAUAUAAAUGUGAAGAAACAAUCAGAAGCAGUAAGUGAGAUUAAAUAUCGAGAAGAGGGGGAACGAUUCAAAUCGUUUUUUCACUGGGAUGUGGCAUCCAGAGAUAUGGAAGCAGCCCAUAGAGUUCAACAGCUGGCCAGACAGAAAGCCUACCAAGCUGCAUAUGAGGAAAACAAAUCCUGGUAUUCUGGAACCAUCCCAGAUCCCGAAACGGUCAGGAUAGCUCAGGCACAGAAGACUCUCGGUGAUUUGAAAUACACAGAAGAAUAUGAACAACAGAAAGGCAAAGGCAGCUUUCCAGCCAUGAUGACUCCAGCUUACCAGAUAGCUAAGAAAGCCACUCUGCUAAGCAGUGAAGUGGCAUAUAAGCGAGGACAUGAAGACAGAGUUUCCAGCUAUACUACUGUUGUAGACACUCCAGAUCUACUGCGCGCAAAGGCUGGAGAGAAGUUUAUGAGUGAUCUGAAAUACACAGGAGAAUAUGAACAGCAGAGAGGGAAAGGCAGCUUUCCUGCUAUGAUCACUCCAGCUUAUCAGAUAGCCAAGAAAGCUAAUGAACUAGCCAGUGAUGUGAGGUAUCAUCAAAGAUAUGAAAAAGAGAUGAAGGGAAAAGCCAGCCAUGCAACUGGAGCAGAUGAUGCUUUCACAAAAGAAAAUAUAGAUCACUUUAGCCAGGAUUAUAUGGAUGAAUAUGAAGAGCACAGAGGGAAAGGAAGCUUUCCUGCUAUGAUCACUCCAGCUUAUCAAAAUGCCAAGAAAGCAAAUGAACUGGCAAGUGACAUAAAAUACAAAAAGGAUCAUUCAAAGAUGAAAGGGGCAGCCCACUUCCAUUCUCUUUCAGCCGAAGACAACUUAGUUCUUAAACAAGCCCAGAAUGUCAACAAGCUUGUCAGUGAGGUGAAGUACAAGAAGGACCUGGAAAACAGUAAAGGCCACAGUAUUAACUACUGUGAGACUCCCCAGUUCAAGAAUGUGAGCAAGAUCUCAAAAUAUACUAGUGAUCUUAAAUACAGAGAAAAAUACCAGAAUCAAAUGAAAGGUCAUUAUGAAGGCAUUGGCAUGGACAGGCGCACUCUGCAUGCUAUGAAGGUUGGCAGGUUGGCAAGCAAUAUAGCCUAUAAAUCUGAUUACAAGCACGACAAUGUUGACUACAAUUACCCAGCUACACUCACUCCUUCAUAUCAAACAACAAGGAAGUUGGCUCCUUUGAAAGAUGUAAACUACAGACAAAGCAUAGACAAACUGAAGUACAGCUCUGUUACCAGCACUCCACAAAUUAUUCAAGCCAAAAUAAACUCACAACAGCUCAGUGAUAUUAAGUACAAAGAAGGUUGGGAGAAGACCAAGGGUCGGGGCUUUGAAAUGAAUCUGGAUUCCAUGUCUUUACUUGCUGCCAAAGCCUCAAGGGAUCUUGCCAGUGAUAUUAAAUACAAAGAAGAAUAUGAAAAGACAAAAGGCAAAGCAAUUGGAAACAAAGAUUCAAGACUUCUGCAUUCGUUGCAAGUGGCCAAGAUGAGUAGUGAGAUUGCUUAUAAAAAAGGUUUUGAGGAGAGUAAGAGACAUUUCCAUUUGCCCAUGGACAUGGUAAACCUGAAGCAUGCCAAGAAAGCCCAGGCUUUGGCUAGUGACCUUGAAUAUAGGAAGAAACUCCAUGAGUACACAAUGGUUCCAGAAGACAUGAAGACAAAGUGGGCCAAGAAGGCCUAUGGACUUCAGAGUGAGCUGCAGUACAGGGCAGAUCUGACAUGGAUGAAAGGAGUUGGAUGGAUGACAGAAGGGAGUGUUAAUGUAGAACAAGCCAAAAAAGCAGGAGAUCUUGUUAGCGAGAGAAAGUACAGACAGAAAGCCGAUGCUCUAAAGUUCACCAGUGUGGCCGACAGUUCCCAGAUCAAACACGCGAAGAAAAGCCAGGAACUGCAGAGUGAUGUUGCAUACAAGUCGGGAAAAGAGCAGUUUCUUCAUCAUUACACCAUCAGCAAAGAUGAACCUCUCUUCAUACGGGCCAGAGCAAAUGCUGCAAAUAUUAGUGAGAAAUUGUACAAGAGUAGCUGGGAGAAGCAGAAGGAAAAAGGAUUUGAACUUCGUCUUGAUGCACUGUCUUUCUUGACAGCUAAGGCAAAGAGGGAUCUGGCAAGUGAUAUAAAGUAUAAGGAAAGUUAUGAGAAGACCAAGGGUAAAUUGAUUGGAGUGAAAGACGUGAAAGCAGACUCACAGAUAGCGCAUUCUCUCCAAAUGUCCAAGUUACAGAGUGAUCUGGAGUAUAAGAAGGCAUCUGAGGACACAAAGUCUCAGUUUCAUGUCUCCAUGGAUAUGAUAAACCUUGUCCAUGCCAAAAAGGCUCAGAAUUUGAUCACAGAUAGAGGAUAUAAGACAACCCUGCAUUGUUAUACUGCUCUGCCUACUGACAUGAAAGUGGAAUGGGCCAAGAAGGCCUAUGGUUUGCAAAGUGAUAACCAAUACAGAGCAGAUUUGAACUGGAUGAAAGGAGUUGGAUGGAUAGCUACUGGGUCAUUAAAUGUGGAGCAGGCUAAGAAGGCAGGAGAACUCAUUAGCGAGAAGAAGUACCGUCAGCAUCCAUGUGCUUUGAAGUUUACCAGUAUUAAAGACACUCCUGAGAUGAUCCAGGCUAGAAUUAGUUAUAACCAGGCUGUGGAUAGGCUGUACAAGGAGCACGGAGAGAACAUAAAGCAUCAUUAUACACAAACAGCAGAUCUUCCUGAAAUCCUUCAGGCUAAAUUAAAUGCUUUGAAUAUCAGUGAGACUCACUACAAAGAAUCCUGGAGUAAGCUAAGAGAUGGUGGAUAUAAACUGAAAUUGGAUGCCAUUCCCUUCCAGGCAGCAAAGGCUUCAAGUGAAAUCAUAAGUGAUUACAAAUACAAGGAGGCAUUUGAGAAAAUGAAAGGACAGAUGAUUGGCUCACAGGGCUUGGAAGAUGAUCUUAACGUUGCUCACUCAGUGCAUGCAGCUUUGCUACAAAGUGAUGUAAAAUACAAAAAGGGUUUUGAGCAUAUGAAGACCCAGUUCCAUCUGCCACUGGAUAUGGUAAACUUAGUGCAUGCCCGGCAAGCCCAGUCAUUGGUCAGCGAUCAGGAAUACAGAAAACUACUUCACCAGUACACCUCUGUGACGGAUGAUGUGAGAUUGCAGUGUGCUAAGAAAGCUUAUAAACUCCAGAGUGAGAAUUUGUACAGGUCUGACAUGAACUUUAUGAAAGGAGUUGGCUGUAUUACUCCAGGGGCCCUAGAGAUUGAAGGAAAGAAGAAAGCUUCUGAACUCAUCAGCGAGAGUAAAUAUCGUCAGCAGCCACAUUCCUUCAAGUACACAUCGGUGACAGACUCUCCUGGCCUCCUUCAUGCAAAAUUCAGCAACAUGAUUGCUAAUGAGCGCCUGUAUAAAGCAGCUGGAGAAGACAUUCUGCAUCACUGCACACUAACCCUAGGUCUGCCUGAGUUUUCACGGGCAAGAAUAAAUGCAGCUAAUCUCAGUGAUGCGAAGUACAGAGAGUCUUGGCAUAAUCUGUGUGCUCAAGGCUACAAGCUGACAAUGGAAGCGAUCCCUUUCCAGACUGCCAAGGCCUCCAGAGAAAUUGCCAGUGAUUGUCAAUACAAGCACAACUUUGUGAUGGAAAGAGGAAAGCACAUCGGUGCCAGAAGCAUUGUGGAUGACACCAGGUUGCUACACUGCUUCCAUGCUGGGAAGUUGCAAAGCGAACAGGAGUAUAAAAAAGGGUCCCAGGAGAUCUGGUCUCAGUACCAUUUGCCCAUGGACAUGGUGAAUCUAGUCCAUGCUAGGAAGGCCCAGGCCUUAGUGAGCGAGCAAGAUUAUAGGAAAAGAUUCCAUGUGUAUACAGCACUACCUGAAGACUUGAAGAUGCAAUGGGCAAAGAGAGCCCACAUGCUACAGAGUGAGUCUCGCUAUAAAGCAGACCUGAACUUCAUGAAAGGGGUUGGUUGGCUGGCUCUAAGAUCUCCACAGAUAGAAAAUGUAAAGAAGGCUGGAGAGCUCAUCAGUGAGGCAAAGUAUCGUCAGAAGCCAGGGAGUAUGAAGUUCACCACAGUGGUUGACUCUCCAGACCUGAUCCACGCGAAGCAUAGCUACAUCCAGUGCAGUGAUAGGCUGUACAGAUCUGGAGACUCUGAUGCAAUGCACAGAUACACCCUGCCUCCUGACCACCCAGAUUUUGUCAGAGCCCGCCUGAAUGCACUUCAUAUCAGUGAUAAAAUGUAUAAAACAGCCUGGGAACAGACCAGGGCAGCUGGCUAUGAUUUUAGGUUGGAGGCCAUCCCAUUCCAGACCGCUAAAGCUUCAAGAGAAAUUGCCAGUGAUUUCAGGUACAGAGAGGCCUUCCUGAGGGAUAAAGGCCAACAGAUCGGAUUCCGUAAUGUGAAUGACGAUCCCAGAAUGAGGCACUUCAUCAGGGUGGGAAAACUCCAGAGCGACAACCAAUACAAGAAGGAGUUUGCCCAAAACAGGACACAGUUCACGAGUCACAUGAAUCAGCCCAGAUUCAUCCAUGCUAAGAAGAGCCAGCAGCUAAUCAGCAAUGUCAACUACAAACAGCCCCUGCCCCAGUACACUUGUGAUCCCGAACAGCUGAAUCUGAAGCAUGCAAAACAGGUCUACAAACUCCAGAGUGAUGUCAAAUACAAGUCUGACUUGAACUGGAUCAGAGGCAUUGGCUGGACUCCCCCAGGCUCUUAUAAAGUGGAAAUGGCAAGAAGAGCUGCGGAACUGGCAUCUGCUCAGGGAAUGGCACCUCAGGGUACUUAUGGCCAAUAUGAACAAGGAGUGGAGGGGGCAGAGGCAGGAGGAUCCCAGCAGGUCAGCGUCAACCCUGAUGCUUCAGAAAUUCUGCAAGUCAAGCGGAGGAAAAUGCAGCUGUUUAAGAAAUGAAUAGAAAGAUGAGGCAGCACUGAAGCUUACAUGAAAACGUUUCGCUUUUUCAGCUUGUCCUGUUGCUUUCCUGACUAAGGAGCACAGUAGAUGGCAUCUAAGAACUGUUUUGGUCUAUUUCCGUUUCUUUUAAAAAAUAACAACCACACAGACCCUGCAAUUUAAUAUUGAUCUUUAUAUUUUUGUGUGGAUACUUAUAGACAAGUGAUUUAUAAGUGUAUGUAAUACAAAGUAUGGUAUUUAUUUAUGGCUGUCAAUGAAAUUAGUACUAGAUGACUGGCCGGCUCAGCUUUGUACUAAAGAUUAAUAAGCCCUGAUUUGUAGAAUGUAAAAUCAUUUGUAUUGAAUAAAUCAAAUGCAGUUGUUUCCAUAAAUGAUGCCUUUAGAUA